Molecule: messenger RNA, 3837 nt
Organism: Solea solea (common sole)
Lineage: Eukaryota; Metazoa; Chordata; Actinopteri; Pleuronectiformes; Soleidae
Gene: hgs
Product: hepatocyte growth factor-regulated tyrosine kinase substrate
Exons: 21
Coding region: 133-2544 (803 amino acids)
Molecular function (GO): metal ion binding; phosphatidylinositol binding; ubiquitin binding
Source: RefSeq, a predicted model, not a curated record
AGUAGGAAAAACUGCCCAGCUGUGCUCUGUGGCUAACAGAGAAGCUAACAGGCUAACAACAGCGGUGGAAGUACCAGGCUCCGGCGAUUAAACGGGACCCCUCGACAGCUACUUUGACACUUCGAGUAUAAAAUGGGGAAAGGUGGAGGCACGUUUGAGAGGCUUCUCGAUAAGGCCACUAGUCAGCUGCUGCUGGAAACUGACUGGGAAUCCAUUCUGCAGAUCUGUGAUCUCAUUCGACAAGGAGACACACAAGCAAAGCAUGCUAUUGGGGCCAUUAAGAAAAAGCUAAAUGACAAAAAUCCCCAUGUGGCCCUGUACGCACUGGAGGUCCUUGAGUCAGUAGUGAAGAAUUGUGGCCAGACAGUCCAUGAUGAAGUGGCAAGUAAACAAACCAUGGAGGAACUGAAGGAUCUGCUUAAGAAACAGACGGAACCAAAUGUCAGAAACAAGAUUCUGUACCUGAUCCAGGCCUGGGCUCACGCUUUCCGUAAUGAACCCAAGUACAAGGUGGUUCAGGACACUUACCAGAUUAUGAAAGUGGAAGGUCAUGUUUUUCCUGAGUUUAAGGAAAGUGAUGCAAUGUUUGCAGCGGAGAGAGCCCCAGACUGGGUUGAUGCUGAGGAGUGCCACCGGUGCAGAGUCCAGUUUGGAGUUAUGACAAGAAAGCACCACUGCCGAGCAUGUGGCCAGAUUUUCUGUGGCAAGUGCUCGUCUAAAUACUCCACCAUUCCCAAGUUUGGCAUUGAGAAAGAAGUGCGUGUGUGUGAGCCCUGCUUUGAGCUGCUUAACAAGGGUGCAACGGAUCAAAAAGCUGACGGAUCGGAUCGUUCCGCGGAUCAGAGUCACGGAUCGGAUCAUUUUUCGGAUCAGCAAAAAAACCACCCCUCCCUGUCUCCUCCGCUUAGGAAAGCUGAAGUGAAAGCUGCACCCGCAGGCCCCGCUGAGCUGCCUCCGGAGUACCUGACCAGCCCACUGUCGCAACAGUCGCAGAUGCCGCCCAAGAGAGAUGAGGCAGCACUGCAGGAGGAGGAAGAGCUGCAGCUGGCCAUUGCCCUUUCCCAAAGUGAGGCUGAAGAAAAAGAGCGAAUGAGGAAUAAGAACUCGUACUCUGUGUAUCCUAAAACUGAUCCCACCCCAGUGACGUCAUCAGCACCACCAGUCAGCACCCUCUACACUUCCCCUGUGAACUCCUCCGCUCCAUCAGCUGAGGAUGUAGAUCCUGAGCUGGCACGUUACCUGAACAGAACAUACUGGGAGAAGAAACAGGAAGAGACUCGUAAAAGCCCCACCCCCUCAGCCCCUGCUCCUGUGCCACUGGCUGAGCCCCUCCCACCUAUCAGUCAGCCUGUAGAAAGUCAUGUACCUGCUGUUCAGCCAGUCAACAUAGUGGAGCAGCAGUACCAGAACGGGGAGUCGGAGGAGAACCAUGAGCAGUUUCUGAAGGCUUUACAGAAUGCUGUCACCACCUUCCUUAACCGAAUGAAGAGCAACCACAUGCGCGGUCGCAGCAUCACCAAUGACAGCGCUGUGCUGUCCCUCUUCCAGUCCAUCAACAACAUGCAUCCACAGCUGUUGGACAUCCUCAACCAGCUGGAUGAGAAAAGACUGUACUACGAGGGACUGCAGGACAAGUUGGCUCAGGUGCGCGAUGCUAGGGCAGCUCUUAAUGCCCUACGUGAUGAACACAGAGAGAAGCUGCGUCGUGCUGCAGAGGAAGCAGAGAGGCAAAGGCAGAUCCAGCUGGCACAAAAACUGGAGAUAAUGAGGCAGAAAAAACAGGAGUACCUGGAGAUGCAAAGACAGCUGGCCAUUCAGCGCCUCCAGGAGCAAGAGAAGGAGAGGCAGAUGCGUCUGGAGCAGCAGAAGCACACAAUCCAGAUGAGAGCUCAGAUGCCUGCUUUCUCUCUGCCCUAUGCCCAGAUGCAGUCCUUGCCUCCCAAUGUGGCAGGAGGGGUGGUGUACCAGCCUGGUGCUCCACCCAGCUACCCAGGCACCUUCAGCCCUGCUGGUUCAGUGGAAGGGUCACCUAUGCAUAACAUCUAUAUGAACCAGCCUGGGCAGACAGCACCUCCGCAGUACCAGGCAAUGCCCAAUACUGCCACAGAUCCAAAUAUGGUUAACGCAUACAUGUACCAGCCUGCAGGCACAAAUGGGCAGCCUGCUCCUCCUCCUGGUCAGGCUCCACCCACAACAAGUCCACCUUACUCCAACUAUCAGCCCACGCCCACACAAGGCUACCAGAAUGUGGUUUCACAGGCCCAGAGUUUGCCUCCCAUGUCCCAGCCUGCACCCACAAAUGGCAUGGGUUACAUGGGCUACCAGCCAUACAGCAUGCAGAACAUGAUUUCAGCAUUGCCAGGACAGGACCCCAAUAUGCCCCCUCAACAGCAGUACAUGCCAGGGCAGCAGCCAAUGUACCAGCAGGUGGCUCCCCCUGGUGGCCCACAGCAGCAGCAGCAGCAACAGCAGCAGCCAGUACAGCAGCAGACCCCUCAGGCUGUAUCAGGCAGCGCGGAGGCACAGCUCAUCUCCUUUGAUUGAAAGCCUACGCGCUGCAGGGUCUGACACACUACACGCUCUCUCUACCAUUGGUCUUUUCCCUCCAUCUCUGGACUCUGAGGAUGCCCUCCAGAAACACACACACACACUCACACACACACCUCCUGCCUGCCACCCUAGCUGUGAUGUUGUGGCAACGUGAAAUAUUGUGAUGUUGCAAAACUGUUGCUCUCCUUGCCUCUCACUCACUGGAGUAUUUGAAUGUGAGGCGAAGACACAAGGGAGGGUACCAUUAACCAAACCCUUCCUCCCUCGUUUUCCCUCUUUCCACCUGACAUGUAUGUAGAACUUCCUUAUUAAAUUAACCUCGGAAAUAGUCAGUGCUAUUAAAGUGAAAGACAAAUAUAACAAAUAUGACAUUAAUUGAGGAGAAAAAAAAAGACAUAACCAUCAUUUGCCUCAUAUUUUUCUAAAGCAAAAUCUGCAUGUUAUGUUUUAAUAAUUUUUUGGAAUGGAAGUUAUAUAAUCGCAGUGUGGGGAGUGAUUUAGAGACACCAGUAUGUGCUAGUACUAAAGGUUAUGGGUGUGUGAGUAAGUUGUGACACAUUUGCAGCGAUAGCACAGUCAGAGCCCUGAAACAAAUGGCACCAAGUCUCCAUCACUGUCACGUUCACAGCUUCAUAUUCCAGGUGUAGUUUUCAUCUCCAUCCCAUCUAUGCACAUAUGCACACACAGACAUUGGUCAUCAAAUUUAGUCAUGACAUUUGUUUGUCAUGACUUUGCAUUAGGAUGUGUGGUAUGAUGUGAUGAAAUGGGGAUUAUAGAUUGUGGGAAGGGUACAAAUUUAGCUGAGUGGUUGUUAAAUCCUCGGUUAAUGUUGUUUUAAUACAUGAAAUCAUUAAAAUCAACUAAAGACCAUUAAUAUAUACAUUCUAAAGCAGUCCAGCAACUCUACAAGGAUCGUGCAUCUCUUUUAUUCAAAGACUCAUGUUGCUUAACAUUGACUACCAUGAAAACACAAAGGAGCAUAUAAUCCUAUAUGCUGUAUCAUGUGUGCAUUUGUGACUCACAGAUGAGGGUGUCAACUUAGUAAGUUCAGGUAGGUGUUCUUUUUGUCAAGUGUACUCUGUCUCCAGCAAUGUGGAAAUGAUUGCAGGGUGAACAUGACGUGUUGCAUGUAUGUAUCACACACCCAACAGUGAUUUCUGUAACUGGUCAGUUGCCAUCUGUGAACUUUAUUCUUUGUUCUUCUUCUUUAUUCCAUCACACUGAUCUGUCAGACUUAAAAGUAAUUUUGAAAUUAUAUUUAAUAAAUAUCUGGUUCUUAUUGUCCAA